Colletotrichum spaethianum is the source of this 468-nucleotide messenger RNA. Its product is annotated as heterokaryon incompatibility protein 6, OR allele. Bases 1 to 468 code for a protein of 155 amino acids. The transcript has a single exon. The record is from RefSeq and is a predicted model, not a curated record. Lineage: Eukaryota; Fungi; Ascomycota; Sordariomycetes; Glomerellales; Glomerellaceae.
AUGUCAACCUCAACCUUCGAUCCCCACGCUCGUCCUCUACCCCUGAUCGUCAAGUCUAAGAAAUCCUCCCGCAUCAGCGACCUCAUCAGCCGCAAACCACCCCAAUCCCCAUCCACUACCCCAAUACCAUACACACCCCUCAAAGAUGGCGAAAUCCGCCUCAUCAAUCUCCAUCCCGUAGAGCCCUCCUCCCCCAUAAUCCUCACUACUGAGAUCGUCUCCAUCGCCUCGGCAGAUUAUACAGCCCUAUCCUACGUUUGGGGUGAUGCCUCGCAGACAGUCUCCAUCCACGUCGACAACCACGUCUUCCAGGCGACAAAGAACCUUUACGUAGCCCUCGAGAACAUCCGCCUAUUCCUCAAGCCCUCAUCUUCCAAGGUCAUUCCCCUCUGGGUCAACGCCGUGUCCAUCAACCAGCGAGACCUUGCCGAGCGAAGUCGCCAGGUCUCGCACAUGCGCCAGAUAUAA